Messenger RNA from Acanthosepion pharaonis, 594 nucleotides. The record is from the annotation of a GenBank genome assembly. NCBI's taxonomy places the organism in Eukaryota, Metazoa, Mollusca, Cephalopoda, Sepiida, Sepiidae.
AUGUAUAAAUAUUUUUACAGUCGUAAUAAAAGGAUAAUUAUCUAUCUGUCUGUCUGUCUAUCUAUCUAUCUCCCUAUCUAUCUAUCUAUUUAUCUAUCUGCCAUCGUAUAUAAAAUCGAAAUGCUACUCGAGCGGCCCGGACGUCGCUCUUGUUGGGCCCCAGACAGUCGGGCGACCUGUAACAGACGUGACAUCGGCGCGCAAUUGCCAGUUGAGUUGGCUGGGGUAUGUAUAAAAAUAUGUUCAUAUUUAACAUACCUGACUGUCUAUUUGAAUUAUCUAUCUAUCUAUCUAUCUAUCUAUCUAUCUAUCUAUCUAAAUGUGUUGCUUCCAAAAAAAAAAAAAUACUACUUGGCCCAUUUUUUAUAUGUACAUCUAUCUAUCUAUCUAUCUAUCUAUCUAUCUAUCUAUCUGACGCAAAUAAUUCAACCUUAUAUUGAUCUUUCGAUCGAUUUUUUAUUCUCUCAAUAUUUUAAUCCAUUUUUCAAUAUUUAUUCUUUCUAUCUAUCAAUCUAUCUAUCUAUCUAUCUAUCUAUCUAUCUCAUUCCUUUUAUUCCUUUUUUUCUAUAUAUCUCUCACUCUGUAUCUCCCUAA